Molecule: messenger RNA, 1833 nt
Organism: Cyprinodon variegatus (sheepshead minnow)
Lineage: Eukaryota; Metazoa; Chordata; Actinopteri; Cyprinodontiformes; Cyprinodontidae
Gene: cd36
Product: CD36 molecule
Exons: 12
Coding region: 57-1466 (469 amino acids)
Biological process (GO): lipid storage; receptor-mediated endocytosis; amyloid-beta clearance by cellular catabolic process
Cellular component (GO): cytoplasm; cell surface; caveola
Molecular function (GO): scavenger receptor activity; low-density lipoprotein particle binding; low-density lipoprotein particle receptor activity
Source: RefSeq, a predicted model, not a curated record
GAACAGGCAGCCAAGAGACAGGCACACUCAGAGGAAGGAGGGAGACAAACACCGCCAUGGGCUGCUGUAACAGAAGGUGCGGGUUGAUAGCCGGAGCUGUGGUUGGGGUUUUGGUGGCCAUCCUUGGAGGCAUCCUCAUUCCUGUGGGCGACAACAUCAUCAAGGGAACUGUGAAGCAGGAAGCCGUCAUUGAGCCAGGGACGACAGCUUACGAGAACUGGGCGGCUGCAGGGGUAAAGGUGUAUCGGCAGUUCUGGCUCUUCGAGGUGAUGAAUCCACUGGAGGUUUUGGAUUACGGUGCAGCUCCAGUGGUGAUAGAGAGAGGACCUUACACCUACAUGACAAGAUAUCUUGCAAAAGACAACGUCACGUUCCACGAGAAUGACACCGUCUCCUUCCUGCUCCCCAACGGUGCCAUCUUUGAGCCCUCCAUGUCAGUGGGAACAGAAGAAGACAACAUCACCUCUCUGAACCUGGCAGUGGCUGGAGCUUAUUCUGUGGUACCACCAGAAUUACAUAUAUUGAUAGACAAAAUGAUAUAUUCCACCAAUUCGUCCCUGUUCCAGCGCCGAACAGUGAAAGAGCUGCUUUGGGGCUACAACGAUCCCAUCCUGAAACAAUUUGUGGGCUUCUUCCCAGAUUACAACAAAACAUACGAUGGCUACUACAAUGUCUUUACUGGCAAAGAUGACAUCACUAAGGUCGGUCAGAUCGACAUGUGGAGACAAAGCAGGAGCUUGGGUUUUUGGAAUGACACAUAUUGUGACAUGAUUAAUGGGACAGAUGCUUCUUCCUUCGCUCCCUUUGUGGACAAAGAGGAGCCCCUCUUUUUCUUCUCAUCAGACAUCUGCAGAUCUGUGUCGGCCAGCUAUGAGCAGACUGUAAAUCUGAAAGGAAUCGAUGUGUACAGAUACUCUCUUCUCCCAUCUACUUUGGCCUCCCCCGUGGAUAAUCCAGACAACAAAUGUUUCUGCUCAAACAUGAAGGUCACCAAAAACUGCACCCUUGCCGGUGUGCUAGACGUCAGCACCUGUCAACAAGGGCAACCUAUUUAUAUCUCUCUGCCCCACUUCCUGCAUGGCAGUGAAUCACUAGUGAAGGAUGUGUUGGGCUUGAACCCCAAUGAAGAGCACCAUAAAACCUUCUUGGAUGUUGAACCUACCACUGGGUUUACUCUAAAUUUUGCCAAGAGAAUUCAAGUGAACAUGAUGUACGGACCAUCAGACGUCAUUACGGUACUCAAGAACGUAAAGGACUUUACCAUAUUGCCUCUGGUUUGGCUGAAUGAGACGGCGACGUUGGAUGAUGAAACAGCAGACAUGUUUAAGAAAGAGCUCCUAUCUCGUAUCCAGAUGUUGGAGACAGCAGAGUAUUCGCUCAUAGGUGUUGGGGCUGCAAUCUUUCUCAUGUGUAUUAUUGCUUACCUGAUAGUGCGGAAGAGCCAUAACCAAAGCAAGGUUGCAUAGUAAACAACUGACUCAGCUGUUUGUCAUGGGUCAGAGCACAUUCCGGGCAACAUCAUCAGUUUUUUGAUAUAGACUUGCAAAUAUUUGCAAUCACGUCUUAUUUGUCAGCUCUCCUUUUAUUCCAAAAGAGAGGAAUACUGUGAUUUUUUUUAACCGCUCAGUAGAGCUGAUUUUCUUUGCCAGUCAUUGUUUUGAUUUUAAACACUGUAACAUGAACUCAAUCAGGGAUUUCUUGAGGGACAGCGAAUAUAAACUCAUCUGAACUUUGCCUCAAAGGAGAGAAGGGGGUUUAUUUGACACCCUAUGAAAGAAAUGUAGAAGCGCAAAUGUUCAUAAACUUUGCUAAACUAGUGUGAUGAAAAUGAAU